AUGACAAAACAAUUAGACAAUCUUGUUUAUCUUGAUGACUACAUAGACACACUCGAGGCAAUUCCAGUAGACUUGCAGAGAAAUUUUACAUUAAUGAGAGAAUUGGAUGGAUAUGCUCAAGAUCUUAUAGAAACUGUUUCGAGAGAAGCCAUUUAUUUGAUUGACAAUAUAAAAGAUAUGGAUCCCAACACACGAAUAGACAAGUUCAAGUAUUUCAUGACAGUCUUGACAGAGACAUUAAAACGAGGCGAAGAAAAAGUAGCUUUAGCAAAAUCCACUUUUGAUAUUGUAGAGCGUCACUGUAAUCGACUGGAUUCUAAUCUAGUCAAGUUUGAAGAAGAGCAGACGUUAGGGGAUGCACGGAUAACGACCUUGCCAGGAUUAGAGCCUUCAUCGCGUUACUUAAAAGAAGGAACAGACAUAAGAGAAAAGACAGCAAAACGAUUGGAAAGAGAACGAAAAGAAGUUAAAGGAGAAAAGAGGAUAGUUAAAAAACGAAAGACUGUAAAGGACACGAACGGAAGUCUAUCACCUUCUGCUCUACGUACGCAAGCAAUUAAGGAAUCUAGGUCGAUAAAGACAGAUAAUAAGUUGAAACAGGCAAAUAAGAAUGGAAAUGCAAAGUCAAAAACUGUUGUGCCUGCUGACCUGCCAAUUGAUCCAAAUGAACCCCUUUACUGUUAUUGUCAACAAGUGUCUUUUGGUGACAUGGUUGCUUGUGAUAAUUCAGAUUGUGAGAUUGAAUGGUUCCAUGUAGCCUGUGUUGAUCUCAAGACAGUCCCAAAAGGUAAAUGGUAUUGCAAUAACUGCCUUAUGAAAGUGAAGGGGAAACAAAGAAAGUAAAUCAUGACCAUGUACAUACCAACUAUUAUUACAUUCAUUUUAAAACGCGCGCAUCAACAAGAGCAAUAAAAAGGACUUCAAUAAAAUACACAUUUUAUAUAUAAAUAUCGAUCUUACUACUACUACUACUACUACU
This is a messenger RNA of Rhizopus microsporus ATCC 52813, 979 nucleotides long. RefSeq lists its product as uncharacterized. Gene Ontology annotation, biological process: regulation of DNA-templated transcription. Lineage: Eukaryota; Fungi; Mucoromycota; Mucoromycetes; Mucorales; Rhizopodaceae. The transcript is spliced from 8 exons. The coding region runs from base 1 to 843 and encodes 280 amino acids. The record is from RefSeq and is a predicted model, not a curated record.